GAGUAACACAGGUAUGUUUCAUGUAUCUCUAAUGUAGGUAUGUUGAACGGAAGAAAGGAGGAGUGACGACAACAGUAUAUCUCCUUUCUGGGCCAAUCACAACGCAUCUCACAGAUUUCUUCCCUCAUUCCCGCCUUCGACUUCAUCUCCGUCGUCAUACACGAAUACUUGGUCUGAAGAGACUUGGUUUGAAGAUACCCACCGACUCUUUCACGGCCAAUUAUAACCCCCUCUAUAAAUGAUUCAUACGAACUGGCCCCCUAAGACUUCCAACUCCUAACAACCUGAGGGCCCAACGGACUCACUCGCUCGUCCGCCGUCCCUCAUUCAACCCUCGACAUUCACCGCCACAUACGACAUCCGACCAUCCCACCACGAUGCGAUCCAGCCUCCUCGUCCUCUGGACAUCGCUCGCCAGUGCCGUCCUCGCCGACAUCACGUUCGUCACCCCUGCCCCCGGGAGCACGAUCCCCGUGGGCGCAGUGUCGAUGGAAUGGAAGGACUCCGGAGAAGCGCCGGCGUUGGCGGACUUGACGACGUAUGAGGUGUUUCUUUGCGCGGGAGGGAACACGGAUGGGACAUUUAUUGAUCUCGUCCCCUUGGUCAAGGCCGGACAAUUCUCCAUGGGUAACAUCGCGCAGGGUGUGGUUUCCGCAACCGUAGGAGGCCCCGAGAAGAACGCAUACUUCAUCAAAAUCAUCUCCACCUCCCCCAAAGGCACCGUCACCAACUACUCCGGCCGCUUCACCCUCUCCGGCAUGACCGGAACCUUCCCCGCGAACGUUGUCACCGCCCUCUCCACCCUCGGCAGCACCACUGCCGGCCCCGCCCGCAAGAACGCCAUGGCGGCCGCGAACCCCGGCGCGACGGGCGACUUCGCGGUGCCGUUCGGCCAGCAGACGGGACUCACCCGAUACGCGCCCAUGCAGAGCUUGCCGCCGACGCAGAUCACGGCGAAGGAUAAGCCGCCGUUGUAUCCGACCAGCAACGUGAUUAUCGCGACGGCGUUUUUGCCGCCGGCGAGUCCGAGUAUUAUGACGACAGUGACGCAGAGUAAGUCGUAUACGAUUACGAUGAUUGAGAAUCCGGCGCCACCGGGACCCGGGGUGAAUGAGGAUAUGCAGAAGUUUUUGAACCGAUGGAAAGAUUGAGGGAAGGAUCCGGGUUUGUUCUUGUCGUGUGUACAAUAGAUUUUAACAUCGGAGCGGCGCUCUUGACUGGACUGCAUUGGCGGCUGCGUUUGGCGUCUGGAGAAUCGGCUGGGUUGGUCACAGCAUUUAUAUCAGGUUUGUUACGGAAAAUAAUGAGAGUCCAUGUCAUCCGA
Messenger RNA from Eremomyces bilateralis CBS 781.70, 1324 nucleotides. Its product is annotated as putative beta-1,6-glucan boisynthesis protein. Lineage: Eukaryota; Fungi; Ascomycota; Dothideomycetes; Eremomycetales; Eremomycetaceae. The record is from RefSeq and is a predicted model, not a curated record. Gene Ontology annotation, cellular component: extracellular region. The coding region runs from base 378 to 1151 and encodes 257 amino acids. The transcript has 4 exons. Gene Ontology annotation, biological process: cell wall biogenesis; (1->6)-beta-D-glucan biosynthetic process; fungal-type cell wall organization.